Molecule: messenger RNA, 1779 nt
Organism: Aspergillus nidulans FGSC A4
Lineage: Eukaryota; Fungi; Ascomycota; Eurotiomycetes; Eurotiales; Aspergillaceae
Product: asparagine synthetase domain-containing protein
Exons: 2
Coding region: 1-1779 (592 amino acids)
Biological process (GO): L-glutamine metabolic process
Source: RefSeq, a predicted model, not a curated record
AUGUGUGGAAUUUUCUUCUCGCUGACCGCGGCCGAGAACCCCGUGCUUCUGGAUAGAGACCUUCGCUAUUUGUUGACUAAACGUGGUCCAGAUGAGGGCUCAUACAGCAUUGGUGUCCGCGGUGCCGGCCUCAAUCUUUUCAAUCAUGAGGGUAAUGGUCGCAUGUGGCUUUCCUUUGCAAGCACUGUGCUCUCUAUGAGGGGGGACGAUGUCGUUCGCCAGCCACUCACGGAUAGUGGCAGAACUGGGUCUAUACUUGCCUGGAACGGGGACGCCUGGAAGAUUGAUGGACAGCCUAUACCAGAAAAAAACGACACUGAGAUCGUUUUUAACCAUUUGCUUCAAGCUACUACGCAGGACUACCUGGCGGAAGAUUACACUGGAGUUUCCAACCCAGUCCAAAGAGUGGCAGAUGCUAUCAGUAAGAUUACUGGGCCCUUUGCCUUCGUCUUCUAUGAUGCCGUCAACUUCAGGCUGUACUUUGGAAGGGACUGUUUAGGACGACGAUCGUUACUUUGGGGUCUCGAUGCGGCGGGGAAUCUUACAAUAUGUAGCCUGAGCGACGCCUCUUCGCCCUCCUCUUUCCAAGAGGUCGAGGCAGACGGUAUAUAUAUGAUUGAGUUUCAAGAUGAUCAGAGCGCGGACCCUGAACCAGCCCCGGCUGCGGGACCUCUUUGCUUCGACGUCAAGAACAUACAAAGGAUACCUUGGAGCCAUGAAGCCCUGCCGAAAUAUCAUAUGAUAAGUCCCAUUCCUCCGAUGAACAAGGCUAUUCCAGAGGGCACGCCCUCACAACUAACUGUAACAUCGUCUGUUCUCAGGGAGCUGGAAGACAGACUCCGCCAGUCGCUGGCGCUGAGAAUUCAAAAUGUCCGUGAGCCUCCCCUUGCAGGGGGUAGCAAUGUGAAGAUUGCCGUGCUGUUCUCUGGUGGUCUUGACUGCACCCUUCUUGCAAGACUCGCUCAUGAUAUUUUACCCCCUGGAGAGACGAUUGAUCUUCUAAAUGUCGCCUUUGAGAACCCGCGAGUUGUUGCAGCAGCGGCAAAAGGACUAGGACAGCGUUCAUCGGCGUACGAAGGCUGCCCUGACCGUAUCACCGGGCGAGCGGCGUUCGCCGAGCUCCAACGCGUCUGCCCUUCCCGCAACUGGCGAUUCGUUGCUGUUGAUAUUCCGUACGUUGUAACCAUCACGCAUCGCGAUACAAUCAAGCGCUUAAUGCGCCCACAUAAUACUGAAAUGGAUCUUUCCAUCGCGUGUGCGUUAUACUUUGCAGCGCGCGGCCAAGGCACAGCAAUUGACAGCCAGCGCCCCGAUGCCAGACCUUUCCAGUACAAAACACCUGCCCGCGUCCUCCUUUCUGGCCUGGGUGCGGAUGAGCUAUUCGCUGGUUAUUCAAGGCACGGAAUCGCCUUUUCUCGCAAUGGUUACCGGGGUCUCAUUAACGAGAUUGAACUCGAUGUCAGUCGCCUAGGAAAGCGAAAUCUCGGCCGCGAUAACCGGGUAAUUGCACAUUGGGGACGCGAAGCUCGAUUUCCUUACUUGGAUGAAGAUUUUGUUGCUUGGGUAGUUCGAACACCAGUUUGGGAGAAAUGCGGCUUCGGAGUCCCAGGAGCUCCAAUAGAUGCCGGUAUUGACUCUGAGAAGAAAACCCUCCGCCUUCUAGCGCUCAAAUUGGGCCUGGAAAACGUCUCGCGUGAGAAGAAGCGGGCCAUCCAAUUCGGUUCCCGGACAGCAAAGAUGGAAAAAGGCAAAACUAAAGGAACAGAUGCCUUGGACUGA